UAGAUAUGACGCAGUGAUAACUUUGUGGAAAUUUCGGGAGUGUCUAUAGAUCAAAUCCACUUUAACUAAUUAAAUGAUUUUGUAAAUAAUUAUAUAAUAUUAUCUGUUUGCACGCGUCGUGAUAACUAUAGGAUCGAUACAAAGAAAAUUGUUUAGAUAAGAAGCAUCCAUAGACAUCUACGUGCGAAACAGUUCGAUAGUUUGUGGCACGUAUAUACAUAUAUACACGUACAUAUACACAGCAAGUAUACGUGUACAACGGUGUGCUACUGUGUUUUUACGUAUAUAGAGUGCAUCGAAUGCAUGAGAGCUGCAUUGCAAACUACGAUAUUGAAAUGAAAUAUUAAUAACAGAAAGGAGAAACAUACGGUCGUGGCCUGUUGCUACUUGUGCGAAAGAUGAAUAAAAUGUUCCGGAAGGAACGUUCUGUUUGCAGAAGCAACAACAAGUCAAAGGAAUCAUAUUUAUUUCAACAAUAGAAUCAAACGAACGACGAAAGCAUGUGCUUCGAACUUUAAACGGAUUUUCCAUCACGAGUGAUCGACACGAUUCUAUACCAGAAAGAUUGACACAUUAGGAAGGAGAGAAAUGCACAAAAGUUGAACAAGAGACAAAAUUCUCAUCAGACCACUUUUUACGAUUGAUACUACAUUCGUAAAGAUGCACAGUUAUUUAUUAGUUUGCAGACUCGACAACAAUGUGAUUUCCAUUUGAUUUCGUUUAGAUUUUACAAUUAUACGAGCAUGUGAACAAGUAUGCUCACUCAAAGCCGAUACAAAAUCGUGGGUCUUGGUGCGUUUGAUGUAGUAAUAAAGAAAUGUCAUUGAUGCAUCAACGAUUAGUGUUAUACCCGAUGCAUAUUACGUUUACUACGGUUCUAAACGUAAUAGUAUAGAAAACGAGCCAAGCAUUGAGUCUCUGAGACAUCAAUAAUGUAAUCAUUGACAGAUGUCUGUGUAACAGAUUUUGAAAAUAAUUACGAUUCCUUUAAUUGUAAUCGCGAUGAACGAGGCGAAUCAAGUUAUCGGCCACACGUCCGGAACGAUGUCUGAUGAUAGCAAUAAAAAUGAAACCAGCACGAUGGCAUACAACAUGUCCAACGAGACGUCUGAGGUGUAUGUAUAUUCCACAGAAGAAAAUGGGAAUGCUCAACAGCUAUGGAACGCUUCAAAGGCCACGGUGCCUGAUAGUACAGUAGUUUCCCCCGAUACUUUGACCACCGCCAACGUGUACGUGUCUACGACGACAGAAAUGUUUGAUGAGUUUGGCCCACCGGAUGGAAUAGAAUAUAUUUUUGUACCACUCGGUGUAGUGGUCUUUGUUAUUGUGUUAUCAGCUGUGGUAUGGGUAAUCAUUAUCUCGAGAAAGAGGAAACUGGAACGUUUAAGACACAGGCUUAUGCCAAUGUAUAACUUUGAUCCCGGUGAAGAAGAGGAAGACGACUGGGAAACUGAAUUGUUGGAGGAAUGUUACAACAAUCAUCAAAGACGUCAAGGAUAUCAGUCUAUGGACACUGAAGAGAACGCCGAACUGUUUGGAAAUCAUUGACAAUGAAUCAACGAUAGUAUCAUUUAAAAACUUGCUAUUACUUGCAAUCAUCACAGAUUAAAAAUUCCAACAUUUAUUAGUACAUAAAUAAAUAUCGUUCGAGGCUACGAAUGGUGUUUGUAUACACAAGUUUCGAUUCAGAGGAUUCAAAGUUUUAUAUUCCAGAGUACAAGUAUCUAAAUAUUAGAAUUUCACUCGUCACGAGAUUACGUACUGAUUCGUAAGGAAAAAAGAAAGAGUUCAUUUACUCGUCCGACUAUAAUACCUCUCCAUCAAAUGGAUUUACGAUGAAACGUAAUAAUUUGGUACCAGACGAGUAACCAGAGACCAAAACGACUGAGACGUUUCAUUUCUGUUCAUUCACGUUCACUGUAUACUGUUUACAACAGUUGUGUCAUAAAUGUACAAUUUUUGCUAUGCGCUUCAAUUUCGAUUAUACAUAUUUUUUCAUAUCCGUUCCUUCGUCAAAUGUCUCGCAUCUGUGAAAUCGAAACGUACGCGUUCGGCCGAAUAUUUAAUUUUUGAUGACGUCGAGUAUCAAGCAUUUUUUUCUCUACUUGUGUUUAGCGAUAAAAGAUUCUAGUUCCAUAGACGGCGAAUUCGGUGUUUAACAGUACGUAACGAGUAUACUUCCUAGCACUAAAAGAUUACUUUUCUGCCGAGUAGUCGCACGCAGAUUGUAUCUACGUAAUAUUUAUUGUUGAAUUCUUUUUCCGAUUGUUUACGUAGUAUUGACUUGACAACUUUUAGGAAUGCGAUACAUUAAGGUGUAUUUUAGCAUUGUAGCUUGGUAAGAACAGGAGAGUUUAUGUUAAUUCAAAGUGUAUUAUCGACGAGAGAAUCAUGUAUAAUAUAACGAAUUAGUAAGAGAA
Ceratina calcarata is the source of this 2420-nucleotide messenger RNA. RefSeq lists its product as uncharacterized. Lineage: Eukaryota; Metazoa; Arthropoda; Insecta; Hymenoptera; Apidae. The transcript is spliced from 3 exons. The coding region runs from base 1003 to 1548 and encodes 181 amino acids. The record is from RefSeq and is a predicted model, not a curated record.